UUAGGGUUCUUGGAGCUGGAGUUCCGUUCGAGGUAUGAUUCACAGCAGCGACAGCGACAGUAGCAUCGAUCCAUGGCUGGAUUCGAGGCGCCAGCUGCAGCGCCGGCGCCGGGCAACGAUUCCUUCGAUUGGCUCAUCCCCAAACAGCAGGACGCAUGGUAUGGAAAUAUCCAGUACCUGAGCAACAUCUCCAUCAUCGGCGCCGUGUGCUGCGUGAUCCUCUUCCUCGUCGUCAAGGUGAGGAGCGAUCACAAGCUCCCCGGGCCGGCAUCGCUGGUGACGAAGCUCCUGGCGGUGUGGCACACGACCAGCCAGCAGAUCGCGAGGCUGUGCGGCGCCAAUUCGGCACAGUAUCUGUGGGUGGAGGGCUACACUUUCGUCACGCUCGCGAUCGUCUCGGUGGUGGCACUGCUGGUCAUCCUGCCCGUGAAUUUGUAUGGGGGCACGGUUCCAAUCGAGGACCAGUUUGCAAAGGCGACGGUGGCUCACGUCAAGGAGGGAUCGCCAUGGCUGUGGGCUCACACUGUGUUCAUGGUGGCUCUCACCGCCGCCGUCCACCUUUGCACGAGUAGCCUGGAGAAGCAUCUCCAGGCGACGCAGUUCCACGAUGGAGACUCGGCCGACUCGGUGGCGAUUUUCACGCUGAUGGUGAGAGGAGUUCCUCGGGUUCUCGCCAUGGACAAGCGGCCGCUGGAGGACUACUUUGAGCACCGGUAUCCAGGGAAAGUCUACUCCAUUGUCGUCCCUCACGAUCUGGACGCGUUCUAUCGGCUAAAGUCCGAGCUGCUCAAGACGAGGGAGAGGAUUGUGGCAGCGGAGGCUCAGGCUCGCGCACGACAGCAAGUGUUCUACGAGGAUGAUUACUUUUUCAGUGGCAACGAUAGGGAUUUUUUCGUGGAUUUGUCAUCGUCCAGCAGGAGCCACAGGAGGGUGUCUUGGUUCCGGGAGAAGUGGUCUUGGAUCAAGCACGAGGUGACGAGGUGCUGGAACUGUAUAUUAGUUUUGUGCCGCUUGACUCCCGAGGAUAGGCUGAGGAGGCUGGCUGCUCGACGCGAGGAGCUCGAGAGCUCUCUCGGUGCUUACAGGGAUGGGAUGGCCGCAGGUGCUGGGAUUGCUUUCGUGGUCUUCAAGGACGUAUUCACGGCGAGCAGGGCUCUACAGGACGCUAGGAUGAAUUCUACCAGGAGCGAUAGAUUAGUAGGAGGUUUUUCGAUGGUGGAGGCGCAGCUCUCGAGGGGGUGCUGGAAAGUUGGCAGGGCUCCUCCGCCUCGCGAUAUCUAUUGGCACCACCUCGGCAGGAGCUCACUCCAGAGACGCUUGCGAACGGUUGCUGUGAAUCUCCUGCUGCUGCUGGUGCUCUUCUUUUGUAGCUCGCCACUGGCAGCCAUCACCGCGAUUCACAACGCCAGCCGUUUCAUCGGGCGAGAUACCAUGGAGCACUUGCAAGUUUGGCUCGCCUGGGCUCGCUCCUCCAACUGGUUCUCCACUUUCAUCCUCCAGUUCUUGCCGAACGUGCUCAUCUUCGUCACCAUGUACGUACUGGUUCCCGCGGUGCUGGCACACCUAUCCAAGUUUGAGUCGCAUCUCACGGUCUCGGGCGAGCAGCAGGCCGUGUUAGUCAAGACAGUGUGCUUCUUCCUCGUCAACCUCAUCCUCCUCAAGGCACUGGUGGAGACGACACUGGAAGCCGCGAUCCUCCACAUCGGGCAGUGCUACAUCGACAAGCAGGACUGCAAGAGCAUCCAGCAGCUCAUGAGCGCGACGUUCCUGGCGACGUCGUGCCUCUCGGCUCUGGCGUUCAUGAUCACGAGCUCCUUCCUCGGCGUCUCGUUCGACUUGCUGGCCCCAAUCCCCUGGAUCAAGCGGAAGUUCAUGAUGAGGAAGAGCCGGAGCACGGCGGCCAUGGAGAAUGGAUCCCCCGGCCACGACGAGAACGGCUUGCACGAAGCGCUGCUGCCCGAGAAUGGAGCUCACAGCGAGGAGGACGACACGGUUCCGCGGCAGGCCUCCGAGACGAUGAACGACGGCUUCGACCUCCAGGGGCGGGACUUAACGGUGUACCCGCUCGUCAAGGAUCUCCGCUGGGGGAUCCAGCGCUUCGACCACGCGCAGUACUACGCCUUCAACCUCACCAUCUUCGCGCUGGUGAUCGUCUACUCGACGUUUGCUCCGGUGAUGAUCCCGUUCGGCGCCUUGUACUUCGGCUACCGCUACAUGGUGGACAAGUACAACUUCCUCUUCGUCUACCGGGUGAGAGGCGCGGCCGCGGCCAACGAUGGCAAGCUCAUGGGGACGGUGCUGCGAGUAAUGAGGCUCUCGCUCUGCCUCUACCUCGUCGCCAUGCUGCUCUUCUUCUACGUCCGCGGCGAUGGCGAGAGGCUCCAGGUGCUCACGACGCUUGCGCUGCUCAUGGUGGUGUGUGCCAAGUAUGGGAUCGAGAAGCUCGUGUCGCCGCCAAAGGAUGGCUUUGAUCUCUCCGUGAUCCAGGGGCUGAGGACGGUGGACGAAGCUGUGGAGGGGGCGGAGGUGGAGUACGAGGUUCUAGCACGGCCGAAUUUCCAAGGGAUUUGAAUGGAGCUCUCUCUCGUGUGUGUAAGUUAUGAUCCAGAAAAGUUCUUUCGAUCAGUCAUUCUUUUCUCUUGAGAAAUUUUUCUUCCUUGUAAAUGGUGGCUCGAAAAGAAUUAAUGAUCUUCUUCUAUGGUUAUGGUAAA
Molecule: messenger RNA, 2711 nt
Organism: Selaginella moellendorffii
Lineage: Eukaryota; Viridiplantae; Streptophyta; Lycopodiopsida; Selaginellales; Selaginellaceae
Product: CSC1-like protein At4g35870
Exons: 1
Coding region: 73-2571 (832 amino acids)
Cellular component (GO): plasma membrane
Molecular function (GO): calcium-activated cation channel activity
Source: RefSeq, a predicted model, not a curated record